AUGACGGAUCAUCAUCAUCAUAAUCAGCAGCAACCAAUGACGAAAAACCUCCACGAGUCAGCAUCAUCACCAUCGACUCGACAGACCGUGAGAUUCCUAACGGCGGCGAUGAUAGGCUUGUCACUGUUAGUGCUCUCUGGACUAACGCUCACAGGCACGGUGAUAGGUUUGAUCGUAGCGACGCCGCUGAUGGUUCUGUUCAGUCCUGUGCUGGUGCCAGCUGUGAUAACGAUCGGGCUAUUAGCGGCAGGAUUCUUGUUUUCCGGUGGAUGUGGAGUGGCAGCUGCCACGGCGUUAGCGUGGAUCUAUAGGUACGUCACCGGAAAACAUCCGAUGGGAGCGGAUAAGGUGGAUUACGCCAGAAUGAUGAUAUCGGAGAAAGCUAAAGAGUUGGGACAUUAUGCUCAGACGCAAACACACGAAGCUCACACCAAAUAA
Molecule: messenger RNA, 438 nt
Organism: Microthlaspi erraticum
Lineage: Eukaryota; Viridiplantae; Streptophyta; Magnoliopsida; Brassicales; Brassicaceae
Source: the annotation of a GenBank genome assembly